Ostrinia nubilalis (European corn borer) is the source of this 744-nucleotide messenger RNA. RefSeq lists its product as uncharacterized. The transcript has 2 exons. NCBI's taxonomy places the organism in Eukaryota, Metazoa, Arthropoda, Insecta, Lepidoptera, Crambidae. Bases 1 to 744 code for a protein of 247 amino acids. The record is from RefSeq and is a predicted model, not a curated record.
AUGGCUCAUGAAAAUACCAAUGUCAACGGGCCCGCCAAGAAUUUCCCAUGGCUGCAGAUGGCACAGUUCAACACAUCGGACCCCGAAUCUUGGAUGGAUUGCGCGGAGAGCUUCUUGAGUAUGUCAAAGGUGACAGACCCAACGGAAAAGUGCUUGUAUAUAAUAAGCAAGAUGGACUCUCACGCCCUCAGAGAGACAGUGAAAACUCAGAGGCUUCUGGAAGGAGAGGAGAUCGGUGACCGAACGCCGUCACAGUUCCUGCGGCAUCUCAAAUCGUUAGCGGGCAGCGCUAUGCCUGAAGACGUGUUGCGAGUUAUUUGGACGAAGGGCCUACCUACCGACAUGCAAGCAGCUGUCGUGGCCAAGAGAGAUACGCCACUCGACGCACUUGCCGACAUUGCAGACCUCGUAGCAGAAAACGUUAGGCUACGGUGCACGAGGCCAUCGCCCCCGGUAGCAGCGAUCUCCACACACGACACUGAUGAGCGUUUACGCCGGCUGGAAGAAAACAUGUCGCUCCUCAUAAAGAACUUGCAACAGGCACAAGUAAGCGAGGUAGAUGCGAGAAGUAGCAGGCCACGCGGUCGUGCGAACUCACGCUCGCGAACACCAUCACGGUCUAGAACUAGACCAGCGGACUGGCUGUGUUGGUACCAUCAUCGCUACGGUGCACAAGCGAGGAAGUGCAUUGAACCAUGCCCCUACAACAAACCACAGCAGGGAAACGCCAGCGGGAGUCAUUAA